CUCCACUCCUCUCCUCUCCUCUUUUCUCUUAUGCGUUAAGAACUAAGCUUCUCUUAAUUUAGGCAACACGUUAACGUGGGACGUGCUAUUAUUUCCCCUCCCCUUUCCGCGUCCAAAUAUAAAGCAGAAAUCAAUGGAUUAGGGUUUCAUAGCACACUGCAGGAGGAAGCGGGAUAUAGUGGCGGGGUACAGUGAGUCCCGUCACCAUCUUCAUGGCUUCACUGCCCUCCUACCUCGGCUUCUCUGGCGUUAUGGCGCUUUUGCUUCUUGUGUCGUCGGUACCCGGCGGUGCGCCGGAUCUGGCGGCGGACGCCGCCGCGCUGCUCGCCCUCCGUGCCGCAGUGGGCCGUUUGGUGCUGCCGUGGAACGCGUCGGGCUCACCGUGCUCGUGGCAGGGCGUAGUGUGCGGGUCGGGCCGCGUGACGGCGCUCCGCCUCCCCGGCGUCGGACUCAUCGGCUCCAUCCCCGCCGCUACUGUCGGAAACCUCUCCGCCCUCCGCGUCCUCAGCCUCCGCUACAACGCCCUCUCCGGCGACCUCCCUCCCGACCUCUCCGCCGACUCCGAGCUCCGCAACCUUUACCUCCAGGAGAACCGCUUCUCCGGCGAGAUCCCGCCUGCCCUCGGCUCCCUCAAGAAUCUCGUCCGCCUCAACCUCGCCGGGAACCAGUUCUCCGGCGGGAUCCCGCCGGAGCUCAACAACCUCACCCGGCUCCGCAUACUCUACCUGGAGAGAAACCGGCUCGUCGGGGAAAUCCCCCGCUUCGACCUCCGCAACCUCGCUCAGUUCAAUGUGUCGUUCAACCAGCUCAACGGGUCGAUCCCAUCCAGGCUUCGGGGGUUUCCGGCGAGCGCGUUCUUGGACACGGCCCUCUGCGGCCGGCCGCGCGGCCCGUGCCCCGGCGAGAUCGCGCCGUCUCCAGCAGCGCAGGGGCCGGCGGGAGGAAAUUCCGGCGGCGGAGCCGGGAGCGACAAAAAGAAUCUCUCCGGUGGGGCCAUCGCCGGGAUCGCCGUCGGGUCCGCUGCCUUCGUCCUGAUCCUGCUGAUUCUGUCCAUACUCCUCUGCCGAAGGUGCGGGAAGAGCAAGACGAGGUCGCUAGUGGCGGUGGAAGCGAGAGGAAACGAGCCGGAGCCCGUAGCGGCGGCGGCUGAACGGGAGAAGGGAUCUGGGGAAGGAGGGAGCGGGAACGGCCAGCCGGCGAAGCCUGCGGCUGGGGAGAAGAAGCUGGUGUUCUUCGUGGGCAGCGGGGCGCCGCGGUUCGACCUGGAGGACCUGCUGCGCGCGUCGGCGGAGGUGCUGGGGAAGGGGACGUUCGGGACGGCGUACAAGGCCGUGCUGGAGAUGGGCACGACGGUGGCGGUGAAGAGGCUGAGAGACGUGGCCUUCACGGAGACCGAGUUCCGGGAGAAGGUGGAGCUCAUCGGGGCGAUGAACCACCCCAAUCUGGUGCCGCUGCGGGCGUACUACUACAGCAAGGACGAGAAGCUCCUGGUGUACGACUACCUCCCCUUGGGAAGCCUCUCCGCCCUCUUACAUGGGAACAGGGGAUCCACGAGAACGCCGCUCGACUGGGAGACGAGAACGGGCAUCGCGCUCGCAGCGGCGCGCGGCAUCGAGUACAUCCACUCGACGUCGCCCUCGGCCGCGCACGGCAACAUCAAGUCCUCCAACAUCCUGCUCGCCGCCACGCGCGAGGCCCGCGUGUCCGACCACGGCCUCGCCCUCCUCGCCGGGCCGCAGUCCUCCCCCGCACGCGCCGCAGGCUACCGCGCCCCGGAGGUCACCGACACCCGCAGGGUCUCCCAGAAGGCCGACGUGUACAGCUUCGGCGUGCUCCUGCUGGAGCUGCUCACUGGCAAGUCACCAGGACAAGCCCUCUCCAACGACGACGACGGCGGCGGCGUCGACCUGCCGAGGUGGGUGCAGUCGGUCGUUCAAGAGGAGUGGACGGCGGAGGUGUUUGAUGUGGAGCUGCUGAGGCAGCAAGACGCAGAGGAGGAGAUGGUGCGGCUUCUGCAGCUCGCUGUCGACUGCGCAGCUCAGUACCCGGACAAGCGACCUUCCAUGGCCGAGGUUGUCGCCCGGAUACAGGAAAUCCGGAGCUCGAGCAACAGUGGCGACGGGAUCGAAGAGGGUGAUGAGCAUUCGUCGAGGACGGAUGCCAUUGCCGAAUCUUAGGCUUUCUUAAUUUCUUGUGAUCGAGCACACUCUGUUAUUGCUGUUCUGAUUAGAUUAUGGAUUGUGCUGUGAAAUGUGUGGAUAUAUUUGGUGCUGAUGCUGUAGGAAUUAUCAUUCAUACAAUUAUUUUUGUUUGCAUU
Molecule: messenger RNA, 2317 nt
Organism: Musa acuminata subsp. malaccensis (wild Malaysian banana)
Lineage: Eukaryota; Viridiplantae; Streptophyta; Magnoliopsida; Zingiberales; Musaceae
Product: probable inactive receptor kinase At1g48480
Biological process (GO): protein phosphorylation
Molecular function (GO): protein kinase activity; ATP binding; protein binding
Source: RefSeq, a predicted model, not a curated record